AUGACUGACAGGCUUCUUCAGGCUGAGACAGGUGUCUCAGUAGAAACACUGUGGAGUGGUGGACAAAAGAAUGACGAUGUCUUGCGGGACGUACUUGGUAAAUUGGAGGAGGCGACCAGACAUGCUGAAUUGGCAGAGAGGGCUUUUGAGAGUUUGGAUUAUGUGUUCAGGCAGCUGGGAGAAUCUCUUGUCACGCACAAAGACGAUGUCUCAAAAUGCCGCAUUGUUUCACAACCACCUUCCCUGCUUCACGUACAAAUCGCCGAUUCGUCGAACCAGGAAAAACAAACAGAAGGCAAUUCGAAUCAUAUCAAAUUUGGUCCCUCUGACGACGGUGUAGUCUUCCAACAUCAAAGAGAUCAUUCCGAGCCGGAAUACUCUCACCCCGGUAGACGUAGCUUAGAAGUCGACCAAGAUUCGACGACAACUUCUAGCGAUACGUUCGGUACACACGCUUUGUGA
Molecule: messenger RNA, 462 nt
Organism: Tremella mesenterica DSM 1558
Lineage: Eukaryota; Fungi; Basidiomycota; Tremellomycetes; Tremellales; Tremellaceae
Exons: 3
Coding region: 1-462 (153 amino acids)
Source: RefSeq, a predicted model, not a curated record